This is a messenger RNA of Rotaria sordida, 531 nucleotides long. The record is from the annotation of a GenBank genome assembly. NCBI's taxonomy places the organism in Eukaryota, Metazoa, Rotifera, Eurotatoria, Philodinida, Philodinidae.
AUGAUGAAUCAACCAAAAGCUUUAGUAAAUAAUUAUUCCUUAUCGUCACCACUUUAUAAACAUGUUCUAAAUGAUAACCCAGGUACAAUAGCAGGUUCACCAUUUCAUCAUAAUUAUUAUUUACUCAUCUGUCAAUCAAAAGCAUGUUUUUCUCUUAUCUUCAUCGAAGAUAAUCAACGUAUAAACGAAAUUCCGAUUGAUUAUUUUGUUUAUGACAUCUGUUGGUUUCAAUCAAAACAAGUUUUUCUUGUUGCUACGGAAUAUUAUCUUUAUGAAUUUUCUCCAUUAAGUAAUCAUCUGUCAAAACCAUAUGAAAACUUCAAAUCUACUCGAACAUUAUGUAGUUUAGCUUGUAAUUCAACCAAUCUAUAUAUUAUCCAUAAACCUGAUAUGAUCAUGUAUGAAAGAUAUUUAAAAAAACCAUUUGAGAAAAAAAGAGAAUGGACAAAGAAUGAUCUUAUGUAUGAUAAAGAUGAUCAAACUGUUGGAUGUAUUCGUGUGGAUGAACAAAGACAGAUUUGUAACGAUUGA